UUGUGAGGAGGGCUGGCCUCACGGUAAUGACUGGAGUCAGGUAACCGCCGGACAGACCGACUCUGGUCCUCCUCACACACGCAUACACUCCAAAAACGCGGGUUUGGAAGAGCAGGAGAGCGCCGAAAGGCAGGACUCUUUCACUUUUUCAAGCGCUUUCUGUUUGACGAGGACUUUAUUUUCUUUCAAAGUAAAAAGUUUCACACAUUUGACGACGCGUCGUCCAGCCUUCAUGUGACGACUGUCACAUUUUGGGGCCAGCUCCGCGCUGAAGCUACUCAGGUGUACAGUUACACUACCCGGGGAAGUUUGUGUCGCAUUUUUUUGAAACUCUUCUUGCUCUCUUCAUAAAAUUUAUUGAGCCGGAAGAAGGGUCGCUUUUUUUCUCCCCGCAUUUUUUUUUAACUUUUCUAUUUUGUGUAAUUCAGCUUUCCCACUGUGUUGGACUUAUAAUAUCAUCAAGCGGGCAAGCCUGAGCUGGCGCUCUCCUGGAGCCCUGAUGAGACACAAGCCGCCGCUCCCCACGGAGGGUUAUACUGUGCCGAGAUGGAUGAGGCUGAGAAAUACAAACAGCGCAUUGAGGCCAUCGCUGAGAAGCGUCGGUUGCAGGAAGAGCAGGACAGAUCCAGAAGAGAGAAGGAGGAUGAGAAGCUCAGACUACGGCAGUUCAAGAGAAAGUCGCUGAGAGAGCAGUGGUUAAUGGAAGGAGCUCCCUUGUCCCCGACCUCUCUGGACGCUGAGAGCCUUCACUCCCCUCCAUGGAGUGCCCAGGCCCAGGAUAUGGAAGAGCACAUUGAAAAGUCGCAGUCAGAGAAUAAGCAGUUGGCAGAAGAGCAAGAAAAGCUGGAGAAAAGGACAGAGGAUGGUGAAACGGUAAAAAUGUCACAUGCUGGAGAUGAAGUGGUCAGUGAUGUUGCACAGAAUGGAGAAAACUAUUCAACUGGAUCAGAAACAACUGAAGAUGAUACAGAGGUAAACCAAGAGGCACCACUGGAUGAAAAUGGAGUCAUUGUAACCAAUGGUGUGGAAAAAACUGAAGUUAGUGCUUCAGAUGAAAAUAAUCAGUCACUCACUAAUGGGCCAACCAGUGAUGUUAGUGUGGAGAUGGGAAAGAAUUCGGGUGUUUCUGAGGAAGAUCUGGUCCAGGUUCCAAAUACCAAUGUUAAAGAAGAGGAGGAAGAAGAAGGGACUUUGGUGAUGAGAGCAGAAUGCAUCUUCAUCACAGAUGAUGGGGAUGAUGUUUCUGGAGAGGUUGUGUCGCAGGCAGAUCGACAGGAAUCCGUGCAGUCAGACCAGAUUCUUCUGCCAAAUCCAGAAGCCAGCAAAGAGGGAGGGGAGGCUGCAGAGGAGAAUGUACAAACAGAAACUUUUACAGAGCCAGAGAGUGAGCCAUGGGGAGACAUAGAUGAUAGCAUAAAGACAAAUCCAGAUGAAGAUGGAGAUGUAAAAACUGAGGGCCAGGACAACGAAUUGAAAGAUCCAGCCUGUGUGCAGUCGCAGUCCCUAAUCAGUCCUCCAGAGAGCACUGUGGUGGCUUUGUUGCCUGUCUAUAUUGAGGCACAACCUUCUAGUCUUAGUCCUGAUCUACAGGUUCAAGCUGAAGAAUCAGCAGCAGUACCAGAGGAAACUGAGGCAGCAUCAAAAGCACAAGAGGCUACCUGUCUUACUGAUCAGUUCCAGGAGGUGCCUCUGGCUGAUGCCCAAGAAAACCAAAGAACAGAGGCAGGGCCUGGGGAGCAGGACCCCUCCUGUUGA
This is a messenger RNA of Pelmatolapia mariae (spotted tilapia), 1755 nucleotides long. RefSeq names its product paralemmin-1-like. The transcript has 9 exons. The coding region runs from base 547 to 1755 and encodes 402 amino acids. NCBI's taxonomy places the organism in Eukaryota, Metazoa, Chordata, Actinopteri, Cichliformes, Cichlidae. The record is from RefSeq and is a predicted model, not a curated record.